Nelumbo nucifera (sacred lotus) is the source of this 636-nucleotide messenger RNA. Its product is annotated as subtilisin-like protease SBT1.7. The record is from RefSeq and is a predicted model, not a curated record. NCBI's taxonomy places the organism in Eukaryota, Viridiplantae, Streptophyta, Magnoliopsida, Proteales, Nelumbonaceae.
AUGGUGGUGCCAGGUGUGAACAUAUUAGCUGGUUGGUCUGGCGUGGUAGGAACUUCUGCUGCGAGGAACUGCCGCUGUUAUCACCAGUGGUGGCAAUCUUCACGUAUGACGCCAUGGAUACGUGGAGGAACUACCGCUGCGAGAAACUACCGCUGCAAGGAGAAACUUCACGUCAUCCCGUUCGACACCGCACAGAGUGGAGGAACUGCCACUACAACCACCACAUGUAAACUGUCAGGCGAAGAACUGCCAGUGUUAUCACCGGUGGUGGUAGCCUUCACGUGCAACGCCAUGGAUACGCAGAGGAACUGCCGCUACGAGGAGAAACUUCACGUCGUCCCGUUGGACACUGCACAGAGUGGAGGAACUGCCGUUGUGACCACCACAGUAAAGUAUACGCGGACACUAAUGAACGUGGGAACUCUGGCGAUGUAUAAGGUAUCUGUGACAUCGCAGGUGGAGUCGGUAAAGAUCUUGGUCGAUCUGGAUUCAUUGGCCUUCAGUCAACCAAACGAGAAGAAAACAUAUAUGGUGACGUUCAGCGGGGGUUCGAUUCCAUCGGGGAUGACUAGCUUUGCUCGUCUCGAGUGGUUGGACGGGAACCACGCUGUUGAGAGCAAGAACACUCUGGGUUGA